AUGCUUUUGAAAAUUAAAGCCUUGAACUCGUCCUCGGCCAACGUUGUUUGUAACGAUAAGUUCGCGAGUGUAGCUGCUGCUAAUGAAUCAGUGAGGAAAUCAGAAAAUCAACAAAGACGUAUUCAUCGUGUUUGUCUCCUUUAUGCUCAUAUUGCCGAAAGUGUGGAUACCUUGGACUACGAGCCGCCCCCGGUGCUGCCACCGCGGCGCCCGCCCUGGCCGUUUAACAGCCCGAGCAGCACCGCCUCAAGGUACAUCGGGCAGCACACCACCACAAUCGCCGCCACCACGUCCCCGUUGACACCUACGGCGGCUACGACGACUAUCACGUCGACGACGCCACUGACGACGACGCUUGUACCGGCGCUGUCCGCCUCCCAAGGCUCAACGACCUCCUCGUCUGCGCGAGUGUCGCCGCAGCCGCCACCCUUGACGCCGCCCCAGUAUCCUGCGCCUCCACGGCCCCCUAGUCGAAACGGUGGGGAUGAAGCGCGUGUCGCGAGGGCGAGAGGAAGCGGACGCGGAGCAUUACCGAGCCUCAUCCUCGCUAAUGGAACGCCCUUGUCGAGAGUGUCACCACCUCGCGCGGGCUGGGCAGUGCGGAUCAACGAGGCGAUACUUACUACCCCGAGUCAAUCAACUCAUUAUCAGCAGCAGCAACAGCAACAGCAGCACCAUCAGAACCAGCAGCAUACAUCGAGUCCAGGAUCACCGAGAGCCAUCGAACAAUGGGCUAGCGAGCGGGCAGCGUCGUCGGCUUUAUCGGUUCGUCGUUCCACAUCACCAUCCUCGCCAGAAACAGCAAGGAGACUGGGAACAGGAUCGUCGAGAAGGAUCCUCUCGUCGUCGAGUCGAGUUAGGCCGGGUGGCGCAAGCGGCGGCGGAGGAGGAGCAGGAAGUGGAAGUGGCGGAAGAGGAGCAGAAAGGGGCGCAGAGAUCGGUAACGGUAUCCAUUUCGCGAAUCACUGGCAGGAGGAAGAAGAGCUGGAGGCGAAGAAGAAGGAGGAGCACCGGAAGCGUUGCGUGGACGCAGCGGUGCGUUGCCAAGCCGAGCAUCUUGAACUGAGAGGUCGGCCGAUGUCGCAGAACAAUGCGAUCGCGCCGCUUUCGCGGCCGCCUUCUUCGCAGACGAACGCGAAUGCCGCAACCAACGGUCUCGACACCGCCAGCACAGUCAUCACCACCGACAACAUCGCCAGCACCAACUCCGACGACGGAGACGCGCGCUUCGUUCAACAACAGGGCGUCACCGGUGGUCGCGUGCACGAUCACAACCGACCGUUUCCGCCACCGAGAUUGCCCAGCGUGCACGUCGCGGCCGCCUCGACCACUACCGCGCCUCCCGCAGCCUCGUCGAAUCCGAGAGUAUUGGUCACCGCUCCGCUCAGUCCGCUUUCGAGCACCUUCCGGAGCAGACCGAGGAACGUCGACAUUUCGAACGAGACGAACGCCCGGGGGCUGUUGUCGAACGACACGCCACCGAGGAGUCCCAUAAGCGAGGUGAGCCUCACCGUGCCUCGACCGGAUGGAGAGAGGGCAAUCAACGAGUACGUCGAGGCGCCAUUCAAACAUUCGAACCAGGAGCGACGUGUCAUCGACGAUGAAAAUAAACGCGCGAUCGGUACUGAUUGCCCGAAAAUUGACCGAAGGCAUCGUCAGAAGGGUGUGACGGACGCGUCUGUCGCGGCGACGCAUCGGUUACACGCGAAUAGGACUCAAGCGUUUCGCGGAUUGAUCGCGAGCGGGACGAACACGGCCGCAUCCGCGGGCUCGAUCGCCGCGAACACCGCGACACCGAACGCCGUGACCAAGCAGCCGGUCUCGUUUACCAAGGAACCGGCCAACAGCCUCGCCUCUAGAACUUACGAUCCGGCCGGUUUGUCGAUAAUGUGCAAUUUCUGCGGUCGAUGUCGCUGCGAGUCUUGUCGGGAACCACCGCCAUUGCCGAGUAAAUGGUUGUGCGACAACAAAUGCCUCUGCUCCGCCGACACGAUCCUCGAUUACGCUUCUUGCUUGUGCUGUGUGAAAGGACUGUUUUAUCAUUGCGUGGACGGGAACGGCGGCAGUGGAAUCGACGGGGAGGCGGCCGGGAGCUGCGCGGACGAACCAUGCUCCUGCACGGGGAACAGGAGGGCCUCCAGGUGGGCUUGUCUCGGUGCCCUUACUCUCGUCAUGCCUUGCUUAUUGUGCUACUGGCCGUUCAAGGGCUGCGUUGCUUUGUGCGAAAUAUGUUACGCCCGGCACGCCGCUCAGGGAUGCAGAUGCAACCCGAACACGAUCGGGAACGCCGGGAAUAGGCAUCAUCCGAUCGCCAACGACAUCGGGGACUCGAGGGAUCCGGAGAAAAGGUUGCUCGACCCGGUUACACCGGAACUCUAAUAGUUGGGUAUUCCGACGCCGGUAAUACACGUGGUAUAUCGCGGUCUCUCGCGAACAGAGACGCCAAGGCUCUUCUAUGCACAGGAUUAUCGAGAGGGAGCAAAAUGAAAAAUUGCAUUAAGUACAAGAGUUGCAUUUAAGUCGAGAAACGAUAUCGAAGAUUCUGACGAAUUCGUACGUCUGACGUCGCGAGUGUUUUAUUUAUUAUUCUUCCAUGCGCGCGCGAAAGUGCGAAGCGAGCGAGAGAGUUUGAAAGAGCAAGAACGUGUACGAAUGGAAGAAUGCGAGUAUCGUGUAGUAGUGGUAGGAAGGAAAGAAGGUGAAGGAGGAGAAGGAGGAGAAGGAGGAUGGAAGAUGGGCGAAGGAUAGAAAGGAUUGACAAUGUACUACGUGAGCGUGCGUAUAAACGCAGAGACAUACCACUUACGUAUAGAUAGGUCUAUACAUGAUAGAAUAUAUAAAUAGUACGCGCACACACAGGGAGCAAAUGCGUGGGAGCGAACGUGACCAAGCGAAUGCGUGGUAACAGUAAGCGAGAGAAAGAAAAGAGAGAGAAAGCGUGAAAGUAAAUAGACGAACCACUAAAGUAUAUUGAACGCGAGCACGUGUACGCGCGUGUACACGCGUUCUUGCUGUUACUUCGCUCGAAACGCGUGUACACGCGUCUACGCCUAGGUUAUAGAUAUAUAUAUUGUAUAUUACAUUUGUAUAAAGAAGAAACUUUUCUACGGUUAAUUUAUUCGUGGCUGCAUCGCCAAGUAACACAUAAAGUUUCACAGUAGGAGCAUGACACGGAGUGAGAGGGUGAGAGAUGUUUGAUCAGCAGGCGGCGAAAGAAUUCGGAAGGCGUCCUGCCCGACUGGACUCGAUUAUUUUCUGAAACCGUGUGCCAGUCGCUUGCAUCUCGCGGUAAAAUACGUAUAUAAGAAUCGGAAAAGGAAGGAAUAAAGUUAUGAAGGGGAAGGAAAAGGGUGAGGGGGGUCGGAGAAGGGGAAGAGACGGAGAAAGAAAGCUCUGAAAAGAAGCAUUGUCCGCGUUUCCGAGCGUUUUCCUCCGCUCGGUACACGAUGUAUACGCUUUUAUACUCGUUAACACUGUUGUAUCGAGCGGCCCUGUCGAGCGUUAGAGAGCGGUAUGACACGAGAUCGAGAUAAUGCAAGCGUUCGGGCUGCGUGAGAGCGAGAGCGCUAUGUAAGUCUGUAAGAAUGAACGGUCGCAUCUAUAUGUGUAUCUGUGUGUAAGUGUUGGUGUACGUGUGUGUAUGUGCAUGUAUGUAUGCAUGUAUGCGUGUAUGGGUGUGCUUCAUAGGGACGACGAGAAUGCGGGCAGAUGGGAAAAGGACAAUUGCGUGGGGGCAUAAGUGUGAGGAGAAGAGAAGUACGGCACAGAACAGAACGAAUCAGGGAAGGGGGAGGAAAGAGCACAACACGCCUGAAAUCUCUUACGUACGUAUACGUAUUUAUAUAUAUAUAUAGGUUGUCGGGCGUCGUUUUCCAAUUCGUUAAUUCUCUUCCUUUUUUCCAGUAUUAUCUAGUCGUGCGAGUUUAAUUAAAUAUCGUUUCAUUAAGGUACGAGGUACAAAGCGAUACACACGUGGUGUAGUUGACAGACCGUUUCGCUCUUUCGGUGUUGCUCUGCUCUUCUAUAACGCGAGAGUGGAUUCGCGACUCGGAUCCUCUUUUUUUUUCUUCUUUCGCUUUUACGUACGCCGAUUUAACGUAUAUACACGGAUAAUCCUUUUCCUCGUUGGUUCGACUCUACUUCUCUGACCAAGAUUUUGAAAUAAUUAACGCCUUCGAGACUCUGGUGUUGUGGAGAGCCGAGCCGCCGCUGCAGCCUGGAGCGGCGUUUAAUUGCACGGUAACAGCGCUUCCCACGCGGACGGAAUUCACCGAACGAAGGUGUGUUAACUUUCCAUUCUUGCUCGAGCGGCUUGAUCGUCGAGGUAUGUCGACGUUCCACGGGACACCGUCAUCCUCACGACCACGAUCACGUUCGUUUCUUUUAUUGUCGAAACUGUCUAUACCGUUUUUCCAACAGAUACCACCGACACCACCGUUUUAUCCAUCUUUGGAGCGCAUCGAACGAAAUAUACGAGUAGUCCUUGCAUUUUUGGCACAUUUCGGAAAAGAUGAACAAACGAUCGAAGACGCGCGUACCGUUAACGCGUACAAAGUCCACAGCGAAAAGUAAUUGCUUGGAAGUUGAUAAAGCACGAGAGGGGGGUCGAAAGGUUGGAAAACGCGUCACGGGAAGAGCGAUUGCUCGGCGAAGCGGUUUUUCUUCCGAUUGCUCGUUCGGCUUCGUUCAUCGCGAAGAGGCAGCGAGAAACGGGAAGAAACUACGCGUCCACUCGUUUGCCACUGCGUUGACUUUCGAGAGUUGUCCGCGAAAGGACCUGUCGCGGAGUGAACGUGGCGGGAAACGAUCGAACGUCCAACAAAUCGCAAUAUCCCGCGCAAUCAAUCCCCUCUCGUAGGUUCGCCCUUCCAAGUCGAGGGAAUAGGAGAACGCAUGGUACAGGGAGAACGUUCCGCGGAUCGGCCGUAAUUGGAAACUUUUGGUGCGUUGAUCGUAUAGCCUUUCACGACUCGCGAAACCUUCGACGUACACUGAUUUGAUGUUGCGAGCAUAUUUGGUGCAAAUAAAAAAGAUACAACGAGACCAUUGGAAACCGUCGGGUUCUCGCAAGCAUUCGUCCAAAACGUUUGAAAACUUCCUUUUUUCUAUUCACCCUUUUAACGACGAGUAAUAUUUUUUAUUUGAUCUUCCGAACGGUACUUUAUAUACACGAGGAACGAAGCGGCUGGCUAAAAAAUGCUGAAAAAAAGGUGAACCGGACACGGGCAUAUUCGUUGAAAUACAAUUCGAAUGGUCGAGAUCGACUCUCGGGAACAUCGAGCCCUGGGGCAAAAAGGUAAAAGUGUUAAUCAAGAAGUACGUCGCGACGAUCCCAUUGAUGCGUUUUGUGCAUACCUAUGCGCGCGCCUGUAUGUAUAAAAUGUAUGGUUGCAUGUGUGUGCGCGCGUGUGUCUCGCGAAGCGAAAAGGAAAAAUGUAUGUUUUUAUUAAUAUUAACUAUAUAUGCUCUGUAUAUGUCUUGUAAAUAUUAUAUAUAUAUACACAUAUAUGCAUAUAUAUAUACACAUAUGAAUUAUAUAUAUAUACAAACAUGUAUAUAUACAUGUAUAUAUAUAUACAUAUAUAUUUAUGCAUUUCUGUUUAACAUAUUGGAAGCAGUAGUUUGAGGACAGCCAAAAUUGUUUCCGAUUAUUUCGAUUCUCCGAUUAAUUUAGAGAUUCGUCUAUCGUUCUUUGCAAUAUCAUUUGUCGGGUGCGCAGAGGUUAUCACACGAGUCGAGACAUCUGAUCGAUUCCUCCCUGUCUCUCUUACUUAACAUUUUCUCUUCCGUAUCAUUAAUCUUUGGUCUUUCUUUCGACGUUUGCCUCAUCGUACUUAUAAACAGCGACAGCUUUCGAAAUAUAUUUACAAUGGAAAUCCUUGCAAAAAUUCGAAGGAGAAUACUCAUCCACCCUUUGUAUUAUCGCAACGAUCAUCUUCUCGUUACUUCGGAUAAAAUAAUAAAUCGACGAAAUAAGAACGAAGAGAAAUAAAAUUCGUAACGUGUAUGUCUACUUUGUUUGAUGGAAAACGAUCGAGAGAAAGACAAGGAUACAGCCUGCCGCGAGAUCAGGAAAUCUGUCCAAAAUCGUUAGAAAGAAAAACAGAGAAAACAAAGGAAAAUAAAUAGAUGUAUCGGCGUAUCCAGGUUCGAUCAGUUUCUUCUACGGUGAAUAAGCUCUCGUCGCAUCAGUAUCGUUACCGUGUAGUCUCCUUGCGAAACCUGAUUCUUCGGGACAUUGUAAUCGCAAAGCGUUUAACAUCGACGUAACUACGAUAUAUGUCUUACUUACGCGGACGUACAAUAUUAAAAAAGAACAAUGUGGUGUAAAAAACGAAGAAACGUACCAAUUCGGUGUAUUAAUCCCCUCGCCCCCCCCCCUCCAUGGACGAUCGAUACAAAUUCGCCUCAAACUGAACAAUCUUUCUACCUUUGAUAAAUAAUAUAUCGCAAUGGCUAAUAAAACGGCACAAAGAAAAAAAAGAAAGAGAGAGAGAGAGAGAGAGAGAGAAACAAGAGAAUAGAAAAGAACGAAAAAUUCCAUUACUUCCGGUUGAUGCGAAUUCGUUACGUCCAUAGGAAUGCGUUGACGCACAUGUUGUUAUCUAAUUGUUAGUAGAUUCAGGUUUAUACCGGCAAUUGUUAAUAAAGUUAGUAAGCAAAUA
This is a messenger RNA of Bombus pyrosoma, 6665 nucleotides long. RefSeq lists its product as uncharacterized. The coding region runs from base 1 to 2379 and encodes 792 amino acids. The record is from RefSeq and is a predicted model, not a curated record. NCBI's taxonomy places the organism in Eukaryota, Metazoa, Arthropoda, Insecta, Hymenoptera, Apidae. Gene Ontology annotation, cellular component: membrane; cytosol. Gene Ontology annotation, biological process: animal organ development; negative regulation of MAP kinase activity; negative regulation of fibroblast growth factor receptor signaling pathway. The transcript is spliced from 4 exons.